Prorocentrum cordatum is the source of this 357-nucleotide messenger RNA. Lineage: Eukaryota; Dinophyceae; Prorocentrales; Prorocentraceae. The record is from the annotation of a GenBank genome assembly.
AUGGCACAAGACCAUCGCAACAUUGUUAUGCUGCCCCUGGUGCAUUCAUCGAGGAUAUUCUUAGUGGGGACAGUGCUCCUGCGCGAGCUCCAAACCUUCGCGCUCACAAGGGCCGGGAGGCAGCCGGUGCGCCGCUCCGUUUGCCAGGCCCACCGUUUCUUUUCCGCUCUCCCGCAAGCUCGGGGCACCAGAAAUCAUCCCCGACAUGCAACGUCGCGAAACAUCACGACCGCUCGAGGUUCGAGCCUCGGCGUGAAGGGAAACCCAGGUCGCCCGACGACGACGACGACGACGACGACGACGACGACGACGACCGGUUUUUCCAGUCCGAAACCAAGGCAGAAGCGCUCGAUGUGA